Hyla sarda is the source of this 1204-nucleotide messenger RNA. Its product is annotated as zymogen granule membrane protein 16-like. NCBI's taxonomy places the organism in Eukaryota, Metazoa, Chordata, Amphibia, Anura, Hylidae. The record is from RefSeq and is a predicted model, not a curated record. The coding region runs from base 556 to 1053 and encodes 165 amino acids. The transcript is spliced from 5 exons.
CUUCUAUCCAUUUUUUAUCUGUGUUUCUAUAUCUGGCUGUCGGGAUUAAAUAUGUAUCACAUCAUCGCCAUCUCCGCUCCACGCCACCCGCCAUUCAUCACCCGCCAUCUCCGCGCCGCCGUCGCUUCACGCACCGCUGACAUUUUCAUCCGAAUUCUAUAACAUUUCUCUGCUGCUUGUAUCUAAACCAGUGUUUCCCAACCUCCAGCUGUUGCAAAACUACAACUCUCAGCAUGCCCGGACAGAAACGUAGGCUGCAUAAGAAAAUCAUUUCAGUGACAGAAUUGCAAUCAGUAUGGCUGACAACCCACGCCUGCCACAUCAGCUGAAACAGAGAAAACAAACACAGAUAAGAAGCUCUGCCGUGAUGGCGGAGAGAAUUGCCCAUGACCCCAGGAGAUCCCGGUUAUCUGCCCCACCCUCCUGCCCCCCAGCUGUCCUGCCCCGUCCAUGGUGUUUAUUCAGAAGGUGGAUCCCUUCCCACAAACCAAACCUGCCCCAUAUAUAUAGGACCCAAAAUCCUGAGCUCAUCCCAGAGACCUGGUACUCGACAGAAUGUUGCUCUGGAUCUUUCUCGGGAUCUUCUGUAUCGCUGCAGCUCAGCAGCGCAGCUCCUCUUACUCUGGAGAAUAUGGCGGUGGUGGCGGUAAACGCUUUUCACACUCUGGAAACCAGCUGGAUGGACCAAUCACGGCCGUGAGGGUUCGUGCAAACAGGAACUACAUCACAGGGAUACAGGUCCGUUAUGGGACCACUUGGUCGGAGUAUAAGGGGGGCUCCUCAGGUGACUUGGAGGAGAUCUUCUUGCACCCGGGGGAGACCUUUACCAUGGUAUCGGGGAAAUAUUCCUCUUACGUCAGGAAGUUGGUGUUUUCCACAAAUAAAAACCGUCAAUUCACCAUCGGAAAGGAUUAUGGGAUCAGUUUUAAUGCCGCCCCCCUGUACCCCAACACUGUGCUGCGAUACAUCAGCGGCAGCUCCGGAUCUGUGAUCGAUGCCAUCAGCUUUCACUGGGACUACGCCAGCAGUAACUGUGUACACUGUGCCAAGUAAUGAGUCAGAGCAUCACACUGGCUGCAGAGCAUUACACCUGGUUUCCUGACUCUGUUCCCCCGAUGCCCCGGGCAGAGUCGGCACCAUGAACCCUGUUCUACAAUCUCUUAAUCUGUGUGAAUCACUUCCAAAAUAAAACCUGAAGCUGAAA